Messenger RNA from Enhydra lutris kenyoni (northern sea otter), 2529 nucleotides. Its product is annotated as semaphorin-3A-like. Gene Ontology annotation, molecular function: neuropilin binding; chemorepellent activity; semaphorin receptor binding. NCBI's taxonomy places the organism in Eukaryota, Metazoa, Chordata, Mammalia, Carnivora, Mustelidae. Gene Ontology annotation, biological process: neural crest cell migration; positive regulation of neuron migration; semaphorin-plexin signaling pathway. The record is from RefSeq and is a predicted model, not a curated record. The transcript is spliced from 5 exons. The coding region runs from base 6 to 851 and encodes 281 amino acids.
CAGCAAUGGAGCUUUCCACCAAGCAGCAACAACUAUAUAUCGGUUCCACCACGGGGGUUGCUCAGCUCCCGUUACACCGCUGCGAUAUUUAUGGGAAAGCCUGCGCAGAGUGCUGCCUCGCCCGAGACCCUUACUGUGCCUGGGAUGGCUCUUCAUGCUCUCGCUAUUUUCCCACUGCAAAGAGACGCACAAGACGACAAGAUAUAAGAAAUGGAGACCCACUCACUCACUGUUCAGACUUACAACACCACGAUAAUCACCAUGGCCACAGCCUUGAAGAAAGAAUCAUCUAUGGAGUAGAAAAUAGUAGCACGUUCCUGGAAUGCAGCCCAAAAUCACAGCGAGCUCUGGUCUAUUGGCAAUUCCAGAGGCGAAAUGAAGAGCGAAAAGAAGAGAUCAGAGUGGAUGAUCAUAUCAUCAGGACAGAACAAGGCCUUCUACUGCGUAGCCUGCAACGGAAGGAUUCAGGCAAUUACCUCUGCCAUGCCGUGGAACAUGGAUUCAUGCAGACUCUUCUUAAAGUGACCUUGGAAGUCAUUGACACGGAGCAUUUGGAAGAACUUCUCCAUAAAGAUGAUGAUGGAGAUGGGUCUAAGACCAAAGAAAUAUCCAACAGCAUGACACCUAGCCAGAAAGUCUGGUACAGAGACUUCAUGCAGCUCAUCAACCACCCCAACCUGAACACAAUGGAUGAGUUCUGUGAACAAGUAUGGAAAAGGGACCGAAAACAGCGUCGGCAAAGGCCAGGACAUAACCAAGGGAAUAGUAACAAAUGGAAGCACUUACAGGAAAAUAAGAAAGGUAGAAACAGGCGGACCCAUGAAUUUGAGAGGGCACCCAGGAGUGUCUGAGCUGCAUUACCUCUAGAAACCUCAAACAAGUAGAAACUUGCCUAGGUAAUAACUGGAAAAAUGCAAUAUACAUGAACUUUUUUCAUGGCAUUAUGUGGAUGUUUACAAUGGUGGGAAAUGCAACUGACUUCCCCCAAUUAUAAAUUAAGUCCAUGAGUAACUUUGCUAACAGGCUUUCCUCCUAAUACCAACACCUAAUAGAGGUCAGGUGAACGCAGAUGUUCACUUUAGCAGACUUAAAUGUUUCCUAUGAGAUUUCAUUGUACAGGUUUCGCUUUCUUCUUUGCCUGAGAAAUAAAAGUGUCAUUUGCCAUAUUGCCAUCUAAAGAAGAAAAACUGCAUCAGCAAAGCCAUUUUACUGAACUGAAAAGUUUAAAAUAAACUGCAUGGAUUUAUGAAGCUGAUGAAUAUUCCAAAAUAUAGUUGGAUUCAAGGAUAUUUUUUUGUCUACCAGCACUCAUGUUUAUAUGUACUGGAGGAGUAAAAUGAUACCGAAUGAAAUAGUCUGUGGAAAUAUAAAAAACAUAAACCAUCCAUCAUCCAGAAGAAAAAUGGAAUACACUGAUCUACUACUGAUGUCUUCUUUCAGCUUUGAUCUAAAGAUGUAUUUUAUUAAAACUAUAAUUUAAAUGUACCAUGACAAAUAUGCAGUAAAAAUUAGCUCUUUUCUAAGCUAGAGUAGGUUUUUGUCUUACAGUUAUUGUGCUAUAUAGUUUUUGUUUUAAAAACUCCAAUCGCGUGCUGCUUUUUUCCGACAUUGUGUUUUUAGUUCCACAAGAGGGAUAGCCAGUAGUGUUCAAAAAACACUUAAACAUCAUUUACCGCUGUUUCCUGAAGCCUGCAUAUAAAUUAGGCUUUAUUUCUCUGAGGAAUUCAAACAAAUAACACCUCCCCCUUCUUUAAGUAUUAUCGAAAAUUAAGUUUAACUUGCAUAAUGUUUUCUAGAAAAUACAGAGCAUUUAACCAGCAAAAUCAGAAGAUGCAAACUGAUCUGUUAAAUGCCUUGUGUUGUACCUAAUGGAUCAAUAAGGAGAAAAGGAACUGCAUAUUUCAUGAAAAGAAUAAGCAUUGUUUAAAUAUAACAUUAACAGAAAAACUCUUAAUUCUGUGCUUGAAAACCUGCAUGAUAUUUGAGAUAUAAAAAAUUCCCAUGAUUCCUUUAGGAAUUACAUCUCUGUCACUCAAUUUUUUUUAAAAAAGAUCAGUAAUAUGCAGAACAACUUCUUAAAAGCAAAUUUCCCAACUCUGUUUACAUCUGUAUCAGCUGUCUUUUAUCUCAUCUUGUUUUAAACAAUUAUCUAAGGAACAUAUGAUUCGUUUCAUGUUGAUGGGAGCGACUUAUAUACAAACUGUUUUCCAGGGCACAGCUCACACUCAAAACAUGUAAAACUUUUUGUUUCCUGCAGCAAUUAUAAAAUAAGGUAAAAGCUGAUCAAUAAAGGACUCGCCUUGUUCCUUGUCCUAACAUGAUUCCUUGAGAAUCAUUGACUUCAAGGUGUAUAAGACCUUGAGCAUUAUGAUAGUUUUCUCUUGCACUGCACUCAUCUUUCCAGGAAGCCCUCCCUAGAUCCUUCAUCAUGCACAAAAAUGCAAAGGAAACAUCUUCUCACUAAUUAAUGAAAGCAGCCUUGAAAUUCUAACUCUAGCUGUCUUGGGAUUCUAAUUAACUCAGCAUUAA